Molecule: messenger RNA, 2143 nt
Organism: Triplophysa rosa
Lineage: Eukaryota; Metazoa; Chordata; Actinopteri; Cypriniformes; Nemacheilidae
Gene: ndfip2
Product: Nedd4 family interacting protein 2
Exons: 8
Coding region: 206-901 (231 amino acids)
Biological process (GO): vacuolar transport; metal ion transport; ubiquitin-dependent protein catabolic process
Cellular component (GO): Golgi apparatus; endoplasmic reticulum; perinuclear region of cytoplasm
Molecular function (GO): WW domain binding
Source: RefSeq, a predicted model, not a curated record
GUCACGGGCGUCUCCGCCCACUCGCUUUGUUUCUCGCUGUUGGUAGAGACAGUAUAUGUGUAUGAACGUUCGCGUUAAGCUAUGUUUUUUUGUGUAACACGUUUUGUUUCAUGACCGAUCCGUGCCAUAUGAUCUCAACCAAGACCGAGAACUACAUUUAAUUUGAAUUACUCUUCGGGUUUUAUUCGCCGCUGGCUGGCCGUAUAUGAACAUGGAUCAGGCGGCGAGCCGCUACCGAAUGCUGCACAAUGAGGACGAUCCCUCUGAAGGGUCCGCCAGCGCCGAGCCGUCCACCUCCUCCCAGGCUCCCGAGGAAGGCGUUAGUAACCCGGAAGCCCCGCCUCCACCUUACGCCAGCGUGGCCCUGGGAGCAACAGCCGCACCAGAAAGCGUGUUUUCAGGGGACUUUCCCGUGCCUCCACCUUACAGCGUCGCCACGUCGCUGCCCACGUAUGACGAGGCGGAGAAAGCUAAGGCGGCGGCCAUGGCUGCAUCAGCCGUUGAGGUCAUUCCACGAGAUGAGGAUUUUCCGGUUCGGGAUGACUUCAGUGAUGCUGACCAGCUGAGGGUCGGGAAUGAUGGCAUCUUUAUGCUGGCCUUCUUUAUGGCGUUCCUCUUCAACUGGAUCGGGUUUUGCUUGUCGUUCUGUUUGACCAACACCAUCGCGGGCCGAUACGGUGCUAUCUGUGGCUUUGGUCUCUCGCUGAUCAAAUGGAUUCUUAUUGUUCGGUUCUCAGAUUAUUUCACUGGAUACUUCAAUGGGCAGUACUGGCUCUGGUGGAUCUUCCUUGUUUUGGGUCUGCUGCUGUUCUUCAGAGGGUUCGUCAACUACCUGAAGGUGCGUAACAUGUCGGAAAACACGGUGUCUUCACUUCGAACCCGCUUCUUCCUCCUGUACUAGAGUUUGCAGAACGAAGGCCAAACUUCAGAAAAAACAAGCUUGACUCUCAUUCACUCUCUUCUUCAGGGUCGCCUCGCCAAACAUUCCUCCCUAAUGUGAAAUUCCUUGAUGAUUUGCAACCCGUGAAAUGAACUGGACCGGAUCCCACGGAGGAAAAAGGGAAGAGAGGGGGAAAACACCAGUUUCUCUGCCAAACCCUCUGAACUGAACUUGGUUAAAGGUUUUACUGCACUUUUGAAGGAGCGCAGAACCACGACAUUCACAUGAAUGUUUUCACUUAAUAACUUCCCCUUUUGCUUCAGCUCAUGUGCUUCAAUUCUGGUUUAUAACUACUUUUGGAAAACACAAAGUCCCUCAUCGGUUACGACACGCGCACACACACACAGCACGCGCGCACACACACACACACACACACACACACACACACACACACACACACACACACACACACACACACACACACACACACACACACGCACACGCACACACACACACGCACACACUGCAUGCGCAUUUGGUUUAUGAUAAUAUGCAGCCAAGAUGUCCUAUGCAAUGUGGUUUACCAAACUUUUCGAAGGAUGAAACUAGACUAGACUUUCAGCUUUGUUGCAUCCAGGUCCUUGGCCGAUUUGAUUGCAUCACAGUAUUAAUAAACCGAUCUUGAUCGAUAGAUAGAUGUUGACUUAUAAACCUAAUGAAACAGUCAAGCUAAAAUGUGUAAGAUACGAUUGCACAUGUUCUUCUUCUUCUGAGUUGUGUUUGGCUUAACUUUAUAGUAAGUGAUCAUGUAACAUCAUUGAUGUCUUUCAAACUGGAAAAUGAAUUUGUACUUAUCCUAAAGUAUGUAUUUGCCUUUUGCACCUUCUGGAUUGUUCUGUUUUUUUAUGAUUAUUGGUUGUUUUAAGUUGCGGCUUGCUCAAGCCGUGACCUGCCUAGAUGACUUCUUUAGUUUCUGGAAUGCCUGAACACUAUUGUCAUUUGUUUCUGUUCAUCACAAGCUUCUUUAGCAAUAUCGCAGACUGAAGAAAUGCAUGGUUAACCCGGUGACAGCCACGGUUUCCAAACUAAUUCACCUGAGUAAAGAGAAGCAAGCUUACAUUGGUAAAUGUAUGUAUAACAAGCAAACUAUUUUUGUUGGAAAAAAAAUAUUUGGGGUAUUCUCUGAUUGGCAGAGAUUGAUUGAUUGAUUGUGUGAUGUUUAUUCUCUUGUCUCGCCAAAUGCCAAUAAAAUUUGGAAUCCUG